AUGUGUGUACUUUCACUUCCUGGUUCUUUGCUCUGGAUGUGGAGGAGGAGGAGGAAGAAGAAGCCCCAGAGCGGGAGCGCGCAAAGCCGACUGAACAGCAGCUGUGUGACGUCAGCGCCACUGUUUUGUAGUAGGCCACUGACCGGAAGCACUGAAAUAGCUUCACACUCCACUUCCUGUCUUUGUGCUUCUCUCAGACUCCACUCAGCAAAUGCGAUCCCUCCUCACACACUGACACAACUGGCCAGACGGUGGCUGGCAGAGGACACACCCAACUUUGAUCCUGCAGGAGUGUGUGUGGGGUCCCGGGAGGUGGAGGCGAGGCUGCUGUGUAAGACACCGAACAGCAUUCUGGCAGGAAGGCCCUUCUUCACAGCGGUGUUCACCGAGGUCGGCUGCACCGUGGACUGGACUUACCAGGAGGGAGCUGACAUCGGUCCAGAUGCUGUUACAGUGACCGCUGUGGUCAGAGGCCCGGCGAGGUGCCUCCUCCUCGGGGAGAGGCCAGCUCUCAACUGCCUGGCCCGAGCCUCGGGGAUCGCUACUCGCUGCUCUCAGCUCCAGGCGGCGGCAGCGGCCGGAGGAUGGCAUGGAGAAGUGGCAGGCACACGUAAGACCACGCCGGGCUUCCGUCUGGUGGAGAAGUACGCCAUGCUGGUUGGGGGCGUAGCCAUGCACAGACAGGACCUGAGUGGAAUGGUGAUGCUGAAGGACAACCAUGUGUGGGCAUCAGGAAGUAUCAGUGAGGCAGUGAAAGCUGCACGCUCCGUGUGUGGCUUCAGCAGUAAGAUCGAGGUGGAGUGUUGCUCUGCAGAGCAGGGCAGAGAAGCUGCUGCAGCUGGAGCAGAUAUUGUUAUGCUGGACAACUUUAAACCUCAGGUGAAAGAAGCGUCCACAUCAUGUCUCAUCUUCACGGCUUAUGUCCCUCACAAACACACACCUCUGUCUCCCCUGCAGGAGCUCCACGCUGCAGCUCGCUCCCUGAAGACAGAGUUCCCAACUGUGCUGAUAGAAUCCAGUGGAGGCAUCGACCCAGAGAACCUGUCUUUGUAUUUGUCACCACAUGUCGACAUCAUUUCCCUGGGCUGUGUAACACAAGGCUGCCCAGUGGUCGACUUUUCUCUCAAGGUUCAAAAGCCUGAGUGACCAAAAGGAUGUUCAUUUAUUUUGCUGUACUUCAUGUUUUCACAUCCUGUGUGAUGUCACCAGUCAGUUGAUAAGAAUCAAAGCAGAACAGAAAGUCUCAUACAUGAUUACAUGAUUGUAACGAUCACACUGGUCCUGAAUAAAAUUGGUGUAAUAUUU
Molecule: messenger RNA, 1305 nt
Organism: Solea senegalensis (Senegalese sole)
Lineage: Eukaryota; Metazoa; Chordata; Actinopteri; Pleuronectiformes; Soleidae
Product: nicotinate-nucleotide pyrophosphorylase [carboxylating]-like
Exons: 4
Coding region: 1-1146 (381 amino acids)
Biological process (GO): NAD+ biosynthetic process; quinolinate catabolic process
Cellular component (GO): cytoplasm
Molecular function (GO): nicotinate-nucleotide diphosphorylase (carboxylating) activity
Source: RefSeq, a predicted model, not a curated record